Molecule: messenger RNA, 2331 nt
Organism: Megachile rotundata (alfalfa leafcutting bee)
Lineage: Eukaryota; Metazoa; Arthropoda; Insecta; Hymenoptera; Megachilidae
Molecular function (GO): protein binding
Source: RefSeq, a predicted model, not a curated record
AGAGAGACAGUUUUGCAUUUUAAUAGAAUAUUGGUAACGACAUAUAAUAAAAAUGAGUAAAGGUUGUUGGAAAUUCGACGAAGAAGAUAAAGCAUUAUAUAUAGACGUGGAAGAUGAAGAUACAGAAGAGGAGAAAAAAAUAAAAGUAUACAGUCAUUGGGAUCAAAUACCUGAUAUACUGCUAGAGGAAAUUUUUUCUUACUUAACUAUUCGUGAACGGUAUUAUGCAUCUCUAGUGUGUAGGUCAUGGUAUCGUGCUUUUAACUUGCAAAAUGUGUGGUCUACAUUCACAUUGGAAGAUACUACGCUUACUAGAGGAAAAUUUAAUUAUUAUAGUGGAUGGCAAUAUGUUUUGGAUCACUUGAGAACAUCCACAUGUUUAAACAAAGUUGGAAAGAAUUUUCGAUCACUGGUUUUUGAACCUAUGUUAAAUUUUUAUAAUCUUUAUGAAUUCAUGAAUAUGAUAUCUUGGUAUACAGAAAGACAAGGAUCAGAUAAUACAUCUGUGGCAGGAGUUGGCACUUACAUCCGAAGGCUUAAAUUUACAUUUCCUUGUAAUAUGGCAAACAGGGAUGAUCCUGACCGUAUUAGAUUGUUUGGUACUGGUGGAAAGUUAUUAGAAGCAUUGAAAAGGCUAAUGCGUAAUUUGCGUAAUUUAAAGUGUUUAGAAUUAAUAGAUCUCAUGUUGGAUAGUAAAGAAGCAUUACAUUUAAUGGAUGAUAUUUGUACAAAUUGUACUCAGACCCUGUCAAAACUAGUAUUAAUUAAUACUACAAGGUAUUAUUGUCCCCUGUUGCAUGUAGGAGUAUUUAUUAAUUUAAAUGUUUUAGUUAUUAGUCCUCAAAAUCUCCAUGAAGAUAUAAUAGAUUUAAUUGGUUAUACUAAAUUACAACAUCUUCACAUAGUACAAAAUCGAUAUAGUCCAAAGGACACAACUAUGAGAUUGCCUAAACGAUCUUCUUGGGUGAAAAUGAAAAUAAAUAAUCCUUAUCUUAAAGUACAUUUUGAAGUGGAAAGUCAUAAACCCACGGAUAUACUUUUGCCCAUUGAUUUACUAGAACAUGGUGGUAUUCCAUGUCACAGUAUUGUUUUAGAUAAUCCAAAUACCGAGAUUUCUGCUUCUACUAUUCUAACUCAUGGUACAUUUUUUGAAUCGACGAUAAAGAUAUACGCGUUUAAAGGUUUGACAAGAUACUUCUUGCAUAGAAAUUUUGCACAGAGAUUGGACGAAGCACUAGUGCAAUUCUGCAGAAUGUGUCCAAACCUUCAUACACUGAUGAUACGAGAUAAGAUAUCGACGGCUACAAUUUUAGAAAUCGUUUCUACUGCAAAGUCAUUGCGUUGUUUAUACGUUCGACGAAACGUGAUUUUAAAAAGGUGCGACAAAGAUUGGCUAAAAUUAAUGAAUUGGUCACCGGAACAUUACCAGUGGAUCAAAACGAACAGUCGCAGUUACGAAAACACUGAGAAGGAAGUAUCUAAAAUAUUAAACUAUAGAUGGCAUAUGUUAUCUGAAAAGGAAUUUAAAAAGCAAAUGGUUAAACUGCACUUAUAAUUUAAACACAAUCUUUGUCAUAUAUAAAUCUUUUAAUAGCAUAAAUUUUUUAUAUCCGUUAAUGUUUCUAAUAUAUUUUCAUACAAUUAAUCCAAACAAAAAUCAUUCUCAAAAUGCAUACUCUAUACAAGGAACAAUGCCUUUAUGAAAUAUAUACGUAUAAAAAUAUAAUAUAUGUACUUAAUUUACAACUAGCUGUAAUAUGAAACUUGGAAAAAAUUAAUUAUUUAAAGAUACGUGUGCUAAGCUGUGUACAAAGAAAUGUACUAUGUUAAAAAUAUAGUACAAUAAAAUCAUUAGGUACUGCAAGUAUUUCACUUUACUUUAUGGAGAUACCUCUAUGCUGUAACUAAUGUAAUUAUGUACAAUACCAGUAUAUAUAUAUUUUUUAAUGAAGUAUUUUAUUUAAAUAGUUACAUACAGUAUAUAAGACGAUCAAACACAGUAUACAAUUUUACGUAUACUUUAAAUAAAACAUCAUUUACGAAGGUUAAAAUAUUGUAAGGACUCGAUGUUUAAGAACAACAAACUUCAUUCAUGUGUACUAUAAACAAAUUUUUUCUUAUACUUAUAUAUAUAUUAUAUAUCACUUACCGCGAAACAUUUACAAUAUUAAACUUUACAAAAUUGUUAACUGAUAGCAGUUUGAUUUGACAUAAUAAGCAAUGAUAAUCAUUACCAAGCGCGCUUACCGUAUAUACAUACUUCGGUUGCGUAUAUACAAAACGUAAGUGGUAGUAAAUAACAUUGUACAACAAUAAUAGUUUUCGGCUAAA